Acaromyces ingoldii is the source of this 1893-nucleotide messenger RNA. Its product is annotated as MFS general substrate transporter. The transcript has 8 exons. The record is from RefSeq and is a predicted model, not a curated record. Lineage: Eukaryota; Fungi; Basidiomycota; Exobasidiomycetes; Exobasidiales; Cryptobasidiaceae. Bases 134 to 1783 code for a protein of 549 amino acids. Gene Ontology annotation, biological process: transmembrane transport. Gene Ontology annotation, molecular function: transmembrane transporter activity.
UCUCCCCUUGUCAUCUCCCACCACACCGAGAUCCGGGGCUCCGCAAUGGGCGUCGAAAAGACAUAAAGGUACCCCGCAAGGCACCCCAGCGCCCUUUCCCCCUCCUCAUCCCCAUCCGACGCAAAGCAUAAACAUGACGUCAACACUGGCCUACAAGAGCGACACGGACGUGGAAAAGUCGGUCACGCAUGCACACCAGACGCCGCGCUACCUUCGCGACACCGAUGUGUCCAAGGACGGUCUGAGCGUCACGCUGACGCGCAUCACCAACCUCGGCUCCCGCGCGGGCACAGUGCAGAACUACGCCGAUAACGGAAACACGAUCCUGCUCCCCACCCCGACCGAUGACCCAAAUGACCCACUCAACUGGUCGCGGUCGUUCAAGUGGUUCCUGACGUGCAUCGUCUGCGCCGCCGCCUUUAUGAGCAACCUGACCGCCGCCGGGCCGAGUAUCGCCAUUCUCGAGACGUCCAAGGACUUCGGUACCGCCCCGCCAAAGACGGCCUACCUCUACUCGUGCGCAGCCCUGCUCCAGGGCCUCUCGAUGUUCCUGUGGUCGCCACUCGUGACAAAGUACGGCAAGCGUCCCGUCUACGUGCUCUCGUACGUCAUCUACCUCGCUGUUGCGCUGGGAUCGGGCGCAUGCAAGACCUGGAGCUCUCAGCUUGUGCUGCGGUGCAUUCUCGGUGCCGCGUCGGGAGCCGGUGAGAUGCUGGGCCCCCUCACCAUCGGCGACAUCUGGUUCGUCCACGAGCGGAGCACACCCAUGGCUGCCUACAACGCCUUCCUGUCCGUCGGCGUGGCAUUCGGCAUGAUCAUCGACGGCUUCAUCACCCGUGAUCUGACGUGGCGCUACAUCUACUGGGUCUCGAGUGCACUCAUUGGAGCUCUCACCAUUCUUGUCGUCUUCUGCUGCCCCGAGACAUCCUACCGCCGCCCCCCGCUCGCACCCGUCCACCUGGAGGACCGCCCCGAGGUGGACCAGAGCCGUAAGAAGAGCUACUGGAAGACACUGGCGCUGUUCAGCGGUCAGACGUACACCGAGGAGAGCUUCGUCAAGCUCCUCAUCCGUCCCUUCCUCGUCAUUGCCUACCCAGCUGUUCUCUGGGCUGCCUUCUGCUUCGCCGGCACCAUCGGCUUCCUGGUGGCUGUCACGACCAACGUCGCCAUCGCCUACAACGCUGGCUACGGCUUCGGCCCCGCCAACGUCGGCCUCUGCUUCGUCGCGGGCCUCAUUGGCAGCGUCGUGGGCAUCGCAUUCGGCGGCCAGCUGUCCGACUGGAUCAGCAAGCGGUCGACCAAGAAGAACAAGGGCCUUCGCGAGCCCGAGAUGCGUCUCCCUGCCCUUUCGCAGGCCAUCAUCACCAGCCCGCUGGCGCUGGCGCUGUUUGGCGCGGGCAUUCAGAACCACUGGCACUGGAUCGUGCCCACGAUCGGACUCGGCCUGCUCAACUUCUCCAUCGUCAGCGGAACCAACGUCGCCCUCGUCUACGCCAUCGACUGCUACAAGCCCAUCUCGAGCGAGGUGGUCACGGCCAUCCUGGGCUACAAGGCCGCCAUCGGUUUCCUGCUUUCCUUCUACACGAACCCCUGGGUCGCCAGCCAGGGCUACCAGAACGCCUACGGCGAGAUGGCCGCCAUUGCCUCGAUCAUCUGGCUCUUCGUCUUUGUCUUUUACUUCUUUGGCAAGCGCAUCCGUCUGGCGUCGCUCGAAUGGCGGGCACUCAAGUACCUCGCCUGGCACGAGGACAGGGACGAUGCUGUCCUUGUCGAGGAGGACUAGUUAUGCUUGCUGUAUAGUUUUCGUACUGUUCGAGGGGAUUGUCUUUGUCGCUAUUGCUGUCAGGGGAAAAUUGGAAACGCUUGCAAUGUCAUUUGGUCACUCGUCUUCAC